AUGAAGUCCUGUGUAAUACGGGAACGCAUCAUGGAUUGGUUCCUCGAAGAACCCGAGAACUGUACAAAAGUGUCAUGCUUUCACAAUCCAGGCAUGUGCAUCGACGCUCUGCACUUUCUUCAGUUGGACAACAACCUUUUAGCCGCUGGUGAUCGUGGAGGCACGCUCUCCUUGUUCGCCUUAGCCGACCUUCUGAAAGACGAUGCACCCCGUCCAAUCCUUUCAAAUGGUCAUACCCACAAGGUCAGAUUCGAAGUUAUGAAAUCCGGAUAG
This is a messenger RNA of Dibothriocephalus latus, 273 nucleotides long. NCBI's taxonomy places the organism in Eukaryota, Metazoa, Platyhelminthes, Cestoda, Diphyllobothriidea, Diphyllobothriidae. The record is from the annotation of a GenBank genome assembly.